CUAAAGAUUCAACCUUUUGUUACUUCCAAUGGCGUUAGCUCUCUCCGUCGCACCUACAUCAUCUUCUUCUUCUUCCCUCCUCUCUCGGAACCCUAACCCUUCUCCCAAUUUCAGAACAACCCAUCUGAAUUUCGGUUCUCAAAGGAGGAUUUACACCAUCAAUCCUCUUCUUAGAUCCUUUAAAUGUCUUCAAUCAUCCUCAAAAGACGUAAAUGCGUCACCUUUCUCAAUCUCAGCUAUUGCUUCAUCAUCACAAACCACAGAGCUUGUACCACAUAAGCUUCAGAGAUUAGUCAAGGAAUUCAAAUCCUUGACAGAGCCAAUUGAUAGACUCAAAUGGGUUCUUCAUUACGCUAGUCUCGUUCCUCCGAUGCCCGAGUCGUCUAAGACUGAGUCAAACCGAGUUAUGGGCUGCACGGCUCGUGUUUGGCUAGAGGCUGCGUUAGGUCAAGAUGGGAAGAUGAGGUUUUGGGCAGAUAGUGAUUCAGAUGUGAGUAAAGGGAUGUGUUCUUGUUUGAUUCAUGUUCUUGAUGAGGCUUCUCCUGAAGAAGUUAUGGAAUUGAAGACUGAGGAUUUAGCUGAGCUUAAUGUUGGAUUGUUGGGUGGAGAGAGAUCGAGAGUUAACACUUGGUAUAAUGUUCUGGUGAGUAUGCAGAAGAAGACUCGACGAUUAGUAGCGGAGAGGGAAGGUAAAGUUCCGUCCUUUGAGCCAUUUCCUUCACUUGUGUUAACGGCUCAUGGCAUUGAAGCUAAAGGAAGCUUUGCUCAAGCUCAGGCGAAAUAUUUGUUUCCAGAGGAGUCACGGGUUGAAGAACUUGUCAAUGUGUUGAAAGAAAAGAAGAUAGGAGUGGUUGCUCAUUUCUAUAUGGAUCCAGAAGUGCAAGGGGUCUUGACUGCUGCUCAAAAGCAUUGGCCACAUAUCUCUAUAUCUGAUUCUCUUAUCAUGGCGGAUUCAGCUGUCACGAUGGCUAAAGCUGGAUGUCAGUUUAUAACAGUUCUUGGUGUUGAUUUCAUGUCCGAAAAUGUCCGAGCCAUCCUAGAUCAAGCUGGAUUUGAAAAGGUUGGUGUAUACAGGAUGUCAGAUGAGACCAUUGGUUGUUCACUGGCUGAUGCUGCAUCUGCUCCUGCUUACUUGAAUUAUCUUGAAGCUGCUUCUCGUUCUCCUCCUUCAUUGCAUGUUGUUUAUAUAAAUACAUCUUUGGAAACAAAAGCUUUUGCUCACGAGCUUGUACCUACCAUUACUUGCACUUCAUCUAAUGUUGUACAGACGAUUCUGCAGGCGUUUGCUCAAAUGCCGGAGUUAACUGUUUGGUACGGUCCUGAUUCUUACAUGGGAGCGAAUAUUGUAAAGUUAUUCCAGCAGAUGACAUUGAUGACUGAUGAAGAAAUCGCCAAUAUUCACCCUAAACACAGCCUAGAUUCCAUUAAAUCAUUGCUGCCCCGUCUUCACUAUUUCCAGGAAGGAACAUGUAUUGUACAUCAUCUUUUCGGUCACGAGGUUGUGGAGAGAAUAAAGUACAUGUACUGUGAUGCCUUUCUUACCGCGCAUCUUGAGGUUCCAGGUGAAAUGUUUUCACUAGCAAUGGAAGCAAAGAAAAGAGAAAUGGGUGUUGUUGGAUCAACACAAAACAUACUAGACUUCAUCAAGCAGAAGGUUCAGGAAGCAGUGGACCGGAAUGUGGAUGACCACCUCCAGUUUGUUCUUGGAACAGAGUCAGGGAUGGUAACAUCGAUUGUCGCGGUGAUCAGAAGUUUGCUAGGUUCUUCUGCCAACUCGAAAUUGAAGGUUGAAGUAGUGUUUCCUGUAUCGUCAGACUCGAUGACAAAAACUUCUUCAGAUAGUUCAAACUCCAUUAAAGUUGGUGAUGUGGCACUACCUGUUGUACCGGGAGUAGCAGGCGGUGAAGGCUGCUCUAUUCAUGGCGGAUGUGCAUCAUGUCCAUAUAUGAAGAUGAACUCGCUUAGCUCGCUCUUGAAAGUCUGCCACAAACUACCUGACUUGGAAAACAUAUAUGGGGGAUUCAUAGCGGAGCGAUUUAAAAGACAAACUCCUCAAGGAAAACUCAUUGCGGAUGUAGGGUGCGAGCCAAUACUUCACAUGAGGCACUUCCAAGCGAAUAAGGUGCUACCAGAGAAGCUUGUUCGUCAGGUAUUAAGUUGUGAGAGCAAGAGAUAACCAAUUUGCCCUUAAAAGCUAUGUAUGAAAAAAAUUGGGUGAGUUUAGUUAUAAACAAAUUAUAGGUUU
This is a messenger RNA of Arabidopsis arenosa, 2245 nucleotides long. NCBI's taxonomy places the organism in Eukaryota, Viridiplantae, Streptophyta, Magnoliopsida, Brassicales, Brassicaceae. The record is from the annotation of a GenBank genome assembly.